Molecule: messenger RNA, 1497 nt
Organism: Annulohypoxylon maeteangense
Lineage: Eukaryota; Fungi; Ascomycota; Sordariomycetes; Xylariales; Hypoxylaceae
Product: thiamine diphosphate-binding protein
Exons: 2
Coding region: 251-1471 (406 amino acids)
Biological process (GO): branched-chain amino acid catabolic process; response to nutrient
Molecular function (GO): catalytic activity
Source: RefSeq, a predicted model, not a curated record
GCUCCACCAAUAGAUACAAAGGUACAUUUUAGUUGUAGCGGGGAAGACUGGUCUGUGUGAGAUCUGCCGCUUUACAGUUCAAUCAGAACUCUUUAAACCGAACGCCGCAACUAAGCGGCAUUGGGUCUUAUGCGUAUGACGCUUCUCGGCUGACCUGACCGCAUUCUAUUCUUUCCUUCCUUCGUUCUAAGAACGAUAUUGAUCUGUAGUUAGACAUGAAUUCAUACAGGUAGCGAGUAGACUUAUAACGAUGAAGCCUUUUAUCUCGCUCCGAUCACUCGGAAAAGCUUCCAAGUCUAUCGACAUAUUGUAUAAAUGCCAACAUCCCAUUUUGUGUACAUCGCGAAAUCGAAACUAUUCGACGCAUCCACCGAAUGCACGGCUGAACUUACCAACUGAUUUUUCGACAACACCACUAUUAGCACACAGCUCACAGACAGCACUCAGCAACCCUGAGUUGCCACCCGAAGCCAGAAAUGGCACAGCGAAACGAAUGAACCUUUGCCAAGCCAUUACCGAUGCUAUGGCAACUGCACUUGCCGAAGAUGAGAACGUCCUGGUUUUUGGCGAAGAUGUCGCUUUCGGAGGUGUAUUCCGUUGCACGGUGAAAUUGGCAGAGAGGUUUGGGGGCGCCCGUGUGUUCAAUACACCCCUGACAGAACAAGGCAUCAUGGGCUUCGGUAUUGGCCUGGCUGCCGAGGGAAUGCGGCCGGUAGCCGAGAUCCAGUUUGCCGAUUAUGUGUAUCCUGCUUUCGAUCAGUUGGUGAACGAGGCCGCAAAAUACAGAUACCGCGAAGGGAAGACGGGGAGAAACGCGGGCGGGUUAACAGUGAGAAUGCCAUGUGGAAGCGUUGGUCAUGGUGCGCUAUACCACUCGCAGUCACCCGAGAGUCUCUUCACCCAUAUUCCCGGCCUUAGGGUGAUAAUGCCAAGAUCACCACUACAGGCAAAGGGCCUCUUGCUAUCGGCAAUCCGAAGUAAUGAUCCAUGUGUCUUUAUGGAGCCAAAGAUUCUAUACAGAGCAGCGGUCGAGCAGGUGCCAACAGCUGCAUACACUUUACCACUUUCCAAAGCGGAGAUACUCAAGGAGGGCACAGAUGUUACCAUAAUCUCGUACGGGCAGCCGCUCUAUACUUGCAGUGCAGCGAUCGAAAAGGCGGAAAAAGAUUUCGGAAUUUCGAUAGAACUUAUCGAUCUGCGAACGGUAUAUCCCUGGGAUAAAGAAUGUGUCUUCAAUAGCGUGAAGAAAACGGGGAGAUGCAUGGUAGUUCACGAAGCCAUGGUGAACGCUGGAAUAGGAGCUGAAGUAGCAGCAGCGAUCCAAGAAAAUCCGGAUACUUUUAAUACGCUCUCGGCUCCGGUAUCGCGAAUAGCAGGAUGGAGCACUUUCACCCCUCUGGUGUUCGAGGCACUCAAUAUUCCUGAUGUUGCCAGAAUAUACGACGGCGUGAAGAAGCUAAUAGAAUAUUAAAAGAAGUGGUCCUUGCAUCUUAAUUU